Molecule: messenger RNA, 2268 nt
Organism: Cuscuta epithymum
Lineage: Eukaryota; Viridiplantae; Streptophyta; Magnoliopsida; Solanales; Convolvulaceae
Source: the annotation of a GenBank genome assembly
CUUAAUUCUUUAACUCAAUAUUAUCCGCUAAUGUUUGUGAGGUUGUAUGAAACACUUGCGACAAAAUCAAUACAGCGCGGCACUCUUCUAAAAAAGCCAUCAUCUUUUUGACUCAACUCUGACUGCAAUUCUGAUCCCUCCUUUUCAGUCGGUCGAUCGUCAGCAAUGGCGGCAUCGGUGGCUCCGCCGUCCGUUGAAGAGAAAAGAAUCGAGGUAUCAUCAUUUCCGAUACUACUUUCCGAGCAAAUUAAGGAUGCCGUAAAGGAAGCAGACUCAUUCAAAUUGGAGUGUUUCGAGAUCGGCAAACAAGUCGACCGUCUCUCUCAGAUGCUCCGCGCCGUCGCCUAUCUCUGUACAUCCACAUCUGGCUCUGUGUAUGAGAGGCCGAUCAGAAGGAUCGUCAUGGAGGUGUCGAAAAAUCUCGAACGGGCACUAACCCUAGUCCGGAAGUGCAAGCGGCGAAACGUCCUCCGCCGCGUUGUCACCAUCGUGUCGGCCGCCGAUUUCCGGAAAGCUCUCAGCCACCUCGAGUCUUCUGUGGCCGACAUGAAGUGGCUGCUUAAUAUCUUCGACGGUGAAGGCGGAGCCGGAGGUAUUGUUUUAUCCCUCCCCCCUAUUGCCAGUAACGAUCCGAUUGUCUCCUGGGUUUGGUCUUACAUUUCAUCUUUACAUUUGGGUCAAUUGACUGAUAAAAUCGAAGCCGCAAAUGAAUUAGCUUCUUUAGCUAAAGAUAACGACAGAAACAAAAAGAUUAUUGUCGAAGAAGGUGGGAUUUCACCUUUGUUAAAGCUAUUAAAGGACAAUUCUUCCCCGGAAGCUCAAGUGGCAGCAUCCACGGCAUUGUUUAAUAUAGCAAACGAUGAAGAAAGGGUUCGAGCUAUCAUUGAUCAGCUGGGGAUACCAAUUAUUGUUCAAGUGCUGGGAGAUUCCCCUAUGAGGGUUCAAAUCUGGGUGGCGAAUUUAGUGGCAAGGAUGGCAGAAUAUUCCCCACUAGCUCAGGAAGAUUUUGCAAGGGAGAAUGUGAUCAGACCUCUUGUCACAUUGCUGUCACACGGCAUCCUUAUGGAUGAUCUGAAAUCGAAAGUUGGGAAACAAAGCAUUCACUCCAUUGUACAAAUUAAUAAGGAAAUGGAGAGAAAAGCAUCAUCAGGAUCCUACAGUUACAAGCAGCGAACUCUGGGAUCACCACUGUCACGACACUUUUCCGAUGGAAGCAGCCGUGGUGGUGGGAAUAACAGGAAGGAAAGAGAGAAUGAGAAGGCUGAAGUGAAACUGCAGUUAAAGGUUAGCUGUGCAGAGGCAUUGUGGAUGCUCGCCAAGGGGAGUGUUUCAAACAGUAAAAGGAUAACUGAAACUAGAGGUUUACUCUGUUUAGCUAAGCUUGUUGAGACAGAACAAGGGGAAUUGCAAUUAAACUGCUUGAUGACAAUAAUGGAAAUAACCGCCUCAGCGGAAUCUAAUCCUGACCUUAGAAGGUCUGCUUUCAGGAUAAAUUCCCUCGCUGCAAAGGCCGUUGUUGAUCAACUACUACAUGUGAUUAAAGAAUCAAACAGUCCCAAAAUGCAAGUUUCAGCAAUUCGGUCAGUCGGUUGUCUUGCUAGAACAUUUCCUGCAAGAGAGGUUCGGGUGAUUGGGCCUUUAGUUGAGCAACUGAGUAACAGAAAUCUAGAUGUGGCUGCAGAAGCUGCAAAUUCACUUGGGAAGUUUACAUGUCCUGAAAACUUUUUACGUGUGGAGCAUUCAAAGACGAUAAUUGAAUUCAAUGCCGUCCCCGCUCUUCUGAGACUGCUGAGAGGGAAUGAGCGGUCUCAGUUCCACGGAUUUGUUCUCCUAUGCUACCUCUCUGUGCAUGCUCGCAAUAAUGAUGCUUUGGAUCAACCCCGAGUUCGGACUGCCCUCGAGGGGGCGGACCGGACAUUGUUUAUCCAGCAUCCUGAGUUGAGAGAAUUAAUGUCAACUGCGACAUACCACCUCGAUAUUUAUCACUCUGGAUUGCUUCUUCCUCAGCGUCAGUCUUUUUCUCCUUAGCAUUUGUUUUGGAGCCCCUGGGUAAUGGGGAUAGUGUAAAGUUGCACUAGUAUUAUACAUAAAAAUAUAGAUUUAUGUAUCAGAAGGCUUUGUCGGUGUGUACUUAAAGUUUGUGUUGAUACACUAGUUUACUCGUGUUUCAGGGGAGUGGUGCAUUUUUGUGAGGGGCAGAAAUAAGUGUUCCUCCGGUCUUAAAUAAAUGUAACGGUCAACAUUUUACACUUGUCGAGACACAAUUUU